This is a messenger RNA of Lagenorhynchus albirostris (white-beaked dolphin), 1968 nucleotides long. It is a transcript of the gene GPR183, whose product is annotated as G protein-coupled receptor 183. The transcript has 2 exons. Bases 171 to 1253 code for a protein of 360 amino acids. Gene Ontology annotation, biological process: G protein-coupled receptor signaling pathway. Gene Ontology annotation, molecular function: oxysterol binding; G protein-coupled receptor activity. The record is from RefSeq and is a predicted model, not a curated record. NCBI's taxonomy places the organism in Eukaryota, Metazoa, Chordata, Mammalia, Artiodactyla, Delphinidae. Gene Ontology annotation, cellular component: membrane.
AGUAGGAGGCUUGAAGCCAGGUUGGCAGAGAGAAGGAUCCAGCAUGACCCUUACCUUCUCUGACAGAGGUUUCCUCGAGUGGAGAGUGGGUGCGUGAUGGCAACACCUGGCUUGCAGGGCUGCUGGGACGGUUCUUCCAGACAUGACUUAAGAGACCUUGAACACUGCUGAUGGAUAUAAAAAUGGACAACUUUACUACACCCUCUGCAGCUCCUCUGGAGAGCGACUGUGACCUCUACGCCCACCACCGCACAGCCAGGAUCCUCAUGCCUCUGCAUUACAGCAUCGUCUUCAUAAUUGGGCUCGUGGGAAACCUGUUGGCCUUGACGGUCAUUAUUCAAAACAGGAAAAAAAUCAACUCUACCACUCUAUAUUCAACCAAUUUGGUGAUUUCAGACAUACUGUUCACCACCGCUCUGCCUACACGGAUAGCCUACUAUGCACUGGGUUUUGACUGGAGAAUCGGCGAGGCCUUGUGUAGGAUAACUGCUCUCGUGUUUUACAUCAACACGUAUGCAGGCGUGAACUUCAUGACCUGCCUGAGCAUUGACCGGUUCUUUGCCGUGGUGCACCCACUGCGGUACAACAAGAUGAAAAGAAUUGAACAUGCAAAGUGCAUUUGCAUAUUUGUCUGGAUUCUCGUAUUUGCUCAAACACUCCCACUGCUCAUAAAACCUAUGUCAAAGAAGGAGGCUGAAAGGACUACGUGCAUGGAAUAUCCAAACUUUGAAGAAACCAAAUCUCUUCCCUGGAUUCUGCUUGGUGCAUGUUUCAUAGGAUAUGUACUUCCGCUGGUAAUCAUUCUUAUCUGCUAUUCUCAAAUCUGUUGCAAGCUCUUUAAAACUGCCAAACAGAACCCAUUAAGUGAGAAAUCUGGUGUAAACAAAAAGGCUCUCAACACAAUUAUUUUUAUAAUUGUUGUGUUUGUUGUCUGUUUCACACCUUAUCAUAUUGCAAUUAUUCAACACAUGAUUAAGAAGCUUCGUUUUCCUGAUCUCCUGGAAUGUAGCCAAAGAUAUUCAUUCCAGAUAUCUCUGCACUUCACAGUAUGCCUGAUGAACUUCAAUUGCUGCAUGGACCCUUUUAUAUAUUUCUUUGCAUGUAAAGGGUACAAGAGAAAGGUCAUGAAGAUGCUGAAACGUCAAGUCAGUGUAUCAAUUUCCAGUGCCGUGAAGUCAGCCCCUGAAGAAAACUCACGUGAAAUGACGGAAACUCAAAUGAUGAUACAUUCCAAGUCUUUAAAUGGAAAGUAAAAAGGAAUUAAAUCUUGGAUUUAUAGCAAAGUAAACUGUAUGACAAACUUUGCAGGACUUUUCUUAUAAAUCAAAAUGACUGUUUAACUUCUAAUUAGGAUUCUUUUAAAUUCCUUUCAUUGGGCACUAUUUCUCACCUCCAACUUGGAAGUAAAUUGAUAUAUAUGCAUUUUUUUACACUCGAGAACGACAUGAAGCAAAGUUCUAAUUUGUAAAUGAAAUACUACACCAAAAGGGAGCAUAUUUUAAUAACUCACAGUGUAGAAAGAAAAGUUUUGUGUUAAUGAAAAAUUUAAUCAUUAAUAUUUCCUGCCAAUAAUUUGGCAAAAGAAAAAAAGACUGUUAAAAUUGUAUAUUGCCAGUGUAGAAAUGUUAAUAUUGUAACAUAUUUCUUUUCUUUUUUUUUGAUAACAUAUUUCUUCAGUUCAUGUUUCUUUCAAUCUUAGACUUUAUCUCCUCGAUAAUAAAUUUUUUUGUUUUGUUUUGUUCUGAGUCAUAAAUUUUUGUUUCAAAAAACUCUUUUGGAAUAAAGAGCUGGAUGCUACAAAAUUAUGAGUAUGUCCUUCAGUGCUCACUGUCUACUCUCAGCAGAAGUUACAGGGAGGAUAAAAUUAGCAGUAGACAGAGUUUGGACAGCAACAUUAUGGUGAUGAAUGCAAUGAAAGCUCUUCCCAAACAGCCAGCAUGGCAUUCAAGGGCCACUGCUCAGGAAUAU